AUGGACACUCUGUGUAAUAUGAUCAUCGUUGUCAAACAAAACGAUGUACUUAUUGAAAUAAUUCAUUCGGGCUGCAAUUGUUACAUCUCAUUGAUUGUAAGUGAAGAAGAAGUAGUCAACUUGAAAUGCUUCAGCUAUUUUAAACAAAGUCACCAAAAAAAAAUGAAUGCAGAUUACUCAUUCACCGAUCCGACGUGGAAGUUACCUCCGAUAACAAAUCCUAGUAGUAUGCACUCUGUCACGUAUGAUGCAUCACAAUUACCACCUAACCAAAACACGAAUGAUGAUGCGUCAACUUGGAAUAAUCAACCAAGUAACGUUCGAUAUAAUCCUCCAAUAAAUCAGCAAGAACAAGGAGAGUAUUAUAGUCAACCGGAUCCGUAUUCUCAACCACCACCUCAGCCUUAUCAGCAGCCGGAGCAACAAUUUUUUCAAUCGGGUCCUCCUGUUUCUCAACAUCCUCCUCCUCAACCUCAACCAUAUCGACAACCUGAGCAGCAGUUUUUUCAACCUCGUCCUUCUGUUUCGCGUCUUCCUCUUCAACCACAUCAACAAGAACAAGAAAAACAGUUUCCCCAACCUGGUCCCCCUGCUUCUCAUCUUCCUUCUCCACCAUAUCAACAACCUGAACAGCAGUUUUUUCAACCUCGUCCAUCUGUCUCGCGUCUUCCUCUUCAGCCACAUCAACAAGAACAAGAAAAACAGUUUCCCCAACCUGGUCCCCCUACUUCUCAUCUUCCUUCUCCACCAUAUCAACAGCCUGAGCAGCAGUUUUUUCAGCCUGGUCCUCCUGCCUCGCAUCCCUUUCAUCAAUCAUAUCAACAACCAGAAGAACAUUUGAUGCAUAAUCGAUUUCCUCCAUCUCGCCCUCAAAUGGGAGAACGGCCAAAGCCACCUGGACCUCCUGCUCCUUCUCAGCCUCCUCAAUUCUAUCAACCCGCAAGGGAACGUUUUAUAGAACAGAAUGCACCACAACCUCCGCCAGUGCCUCAUCCUCAGUUCAACCAACAAUCCACUAAUCAACACAGAAAUAUCGUUAACCAUAGCGACAACUUUGAUUUUGCACAUAAUACUAACACUGAAUAUCACAUGCCAAGACAACAACAACAACAACGUAAUCAUGGACUUCCCAAUGCGGAGCAUAACAAUCAAGGAGGUAAUUUCCCACCGUUACCUCAACCAGCACCAAGACGUUUACAAAAUGCCGAUCACAAUCAUCAAUCAUUCUUUACUGAUUUGGCACCUAACCAAGAAAAUGAUCACUCAUUGGAAAUGCACAACUUUGAACAGAAGACGAAGUCACAUAGUCGCUCGACUAACGACGAUAUGUUUGAUUCGAUCCAAUCCACUAAUCAUCGUUCAAAUAAGAUGAAUAUUCACGAAUAUCUUUAUGGACUGUCGGUCGCUGAUUCUGGUAGCUAUGUAAAAACAUUCAAAAACCAACGUCGUCUCCUAAGCGAUGAGCGAAACAAUCAUCGAGGAGUGAUGAAUGAAUAUAAAAGUUUUCUUCAAAAUGGUGGCUUCGGUCCCCAGUUCGGUAAAGUUAACCAGCAGACACUGCAAGAAAAGAUGGAGAUAGAGAAUAAGAAGAAGUUAUAUUCAAAACAAGUCCGAGCGAUCAACCAACAGAAAAUUGAAGAUCAAAUGCGAUUGAAAAACAGUGGCGAACAAUUACGAAAUCGAACGUAUGCCGCGCCUGUCAUUCAACAUCGUCGACAACACGAACUUACUUCUCACCUUUUAUUCACACCGGAAGUGAAAGAAUUCGAACGAAAAAUCAAACGUGAUCAUGACGCCAGUUGUAAAUGUUCUUUGCAUUCACGACCAUUUCAUUCGUCGGCUUAA
This is a messenger RNA of Adineta ricciae, 1845 nucleotides long. Lineage: Eukaryota; Metazoa; Rotifera; Eurotatoria; Adinetida; Adinetidae. The record is from the annotation of a GenBank genome assembly.